AUGACGACCAUUCACCUGGCUAAGAGAGGAAACUUUCCACAAGAAGGCACCGACCGUGAGGAGCGUUACCAACCAGAUCUCCUCUUCAUGCACAAGUGGUGGCUACCUGUAGAAUUGAAAUGCAACCCUAGCCCUCAAGCAUAUCCUUAUCCUAGGGGUCCAUUCAGUGAAGUACGACGAUGUAUUCAUCGAGACACGGGUCAGCAGUUUGCGGUCAAGAUAGUGGACGUGGCCAAAUUUACAUCUAGCCCAGGACUCAGCACAGAAGAUCUGAAAAGAGAAGCAUCAAUAUGUCACAUGUUAAAGCAUCCGCACAUUGUAGAGUUAUUGGAGACGUACAGUUCAGAUGGACUCCUCUAUAUGGUCUUUGAAUAUAUGGAAGGAGCAGACCUGUGUUUUGAGAUUGUCAAAAGAGCUAAUGCAGGAUUUGUCUACAGUGAAGCAGUAUCAAGCCAUUACAUGAGACAGAUCAUGGAGGCAUUACGGUAUUGCCAUGACAACGAUAUCAUCCACCGUGACAUUAAGCCUCACUGUGUAUUACUAGCUACCAAGGAGAACUCUGCUCCAGUCAAACUAGGAGGGUUUGGUAUCGCUAUCCCACUACCAUCAUCAGGCCUCAUUGCAGGAGGUCGUAUUGGCACACCACACUUCAUGGCACCGGAGGUGGUGCGUCGUGAACCCUACGGUAAACCUGUAGAUAUCUGGGGAUGCGGUGUGAUGCUCUUCAUCUUACUCAGUGGUUCACUACCAUUCUUUGGCACCAAGGAUAGACUCUUUGAUAUGAUCACCAAAGGCAGAUAUAAUAUGAAGCCCCGUCAAUGGGAUCACAUCUCUGGCGAUGCUAAGGAGCUGAUCCGCAGCAUGCUGUCAGUUGACCCUCGACAGCGUAUCACCGUGGAGGAGGCCCUCGCACACCCUUGGCUAAGGGUAGGUCCACCUUCCCCAACGGAGAGGGAUAAGUUUGCACCCAAGGUGCACCUGUUAGAGACAGUGGAAGAGCUCAAGAAGUUCAAUGCCAGGAGAAAACUCAAGGGAGCUGUACUAGCAGCAGUAGCCAGUCACAAGUUCACAAGCUUCUACAGUGAUCCUAACACAAAACACAUCACAGACUUUGCAGAUGAAGACCCAACAUCUUCAGGUGCUGUGGCCCAAGUGUUGGAUAGUCUAGAAGAGAUCCAGUGUCUGACAGACUGUGAUGAGAAGGACCUGGACUUCCUACAUACCAUCUUUGAAGACACCCAGUUACACUCGCUGCUAGAUGUAAGUCAGUCUGAUGACAAGGAUGGUGGUGAUGAUGAUGAU
Strongylocentrotus purpuratus (purple sea urchin) is the source of this 1302-nucleotide messenger RNA. RefSeq names its product peripheral plasma membrane protein CASK. NCBI's taxonomy places the organism in Eukaryota, Metazoa, Echinodermata, Echinoidea, Camarodonta, Strongylocentrotidae. Gene Ontology annotation, biological process: protein phosphorylation. The annotation marks the transcript as partial. Gene Ontology annotation, cellular component: neuron projection; cytoplasm. The record is from RefSeq and is a predicted model, not a curated record. Gene Ontology annotation, molecular function: calmodulin binding; calcium/calmodulin-dependent protein kinase activity; ATP binding. The transcript has 11 exons.